GGUCCCUCAGAGGGCGUUCGCAUAGCGGGUGGCGGCUGGGCCGUGGCGUGCGGAGGAGGCGCCUGGGUUCUUCCUGGUGGCAACUCAAAAUGAUGGAUCAAGCCAGAUCAGCAUUCUCUAACUUGUUUGGUGGAGAACCGAUGUCAUAUACUCGGUUUAGCCUGGCUCGGCAGGUAGAUGGAGAUAACAGUCAUGUGGAGAUGAAACUUGCUGUAGAUGAGGAAGAAAGUACUGAUAAUAACAUGAGGACCAAUGUCACAAAACCUAAAAAGUUUAAUGGAAGAAUCUGCUAUGGGACGAUUGCUGUAAUCAUCUUUUUCUUGAUUGGAUUUAUGAUUGGCUACCUGGGCUACUGUAAACGUGUAGAACCAAAAGCUGAUUGUAAUAAAGUGGCAGAAGCAGGAAUGACAGAGAAUGCAGAAAAUACAUUCCCUGAGCAAGAGGGAGAAGACGUAUUCCCUGAGCUGUCACCUCAUUUGUAUUGGGAAGACCUCAAAAACAUGUUGUCAGAGAAACUGAAUGCCAUAGACUUUCUCAACACCAUCAAGCAGUUGAGUCAAGAUAUAUAUGUGCCUCGUGAGGCUGGAUCUCCUAAAGAUGAAAGUCUUGGCUAUUUUGUUGAAAAUCAAUUCAGUGCAUUUAAAUUCAGCAAAGUUUGGCGAGAUGAACAUUAUGUUAGGAUUCAGGUCAAGGGCAGCAGUGCUCAAAACUCUGUGACUCUAAUGACAAAUGGUGCUAUGGCAUACCUGGUGGAGAAUCCUGAGGGUUACGUGGCAUAUAGUAAGGCUGCAACAGUUACUGGGAAACUUAUCCAUGCUAAUUUUGGCACUAGAAAAGACUUUGAGGAUUUAAAAACUCCUGUGAAUGGAUCUAUAGUGAUUGUUAGAGCAGGGAAAAUCACUGUUGCAGAAAAGGUUUCAAAUGCUGAAAGAUUAAACGCAAUUGGUGUCAUAAUAUACAUGGACAAUACUAACUAUCCCAUAGUUAGUGCAAACGUUCCAUUCUUUGGACAUGCUCAUCUGGGAACAGGCGACCCUUAUACACCUGGAUUCCCUUCUUUCAAUCAUACUCAGUUUCCACCAUCUCAAUCAUCAGGAUUGCCAAAUAUACCUGUCCAAACAAUUUCCAGACAGGGUGCAGAACAGCUCUUUGGAAAUAUGGUAGAUGAAUGUCCUGUUAACUGGAGAACAGACCCUUCAUGCAGAAUGCAGUCUGCAGAAAACCGCACUGUGAAGCUCACUGUGAACAAUAUGCUAAAAGAGAUCAAAAUUUCUAACGUCUUUGGAGUUAUUAAAGGCUUCGAAGAACCAGAUCGAUACGUUGUAGUAGGAGCCCAGAGAGAUGCCUGGGGUCCUGGAGUUGCAAAGUCCAGUGUGGGAACAGCUCUUUUGUUGGAACUGGCCCGGAUGUUCUCAGAUAUGGUCUUAAAUGGUGGCUUUAAACCUAUUAGAAGCAUUAUUUUUGCCAGCUGGAGUGCUGGUGACUUUGGAGCUGUUGGUGCCACUGAAUGGCUAGAGGGAUACCUUGCCUCUUUGCAUUUGAAGGCUUUCACUUACAUUAAUCUGGAUAAAGCUGUAGUAGGUACCAAAAACUUCAAGGUUUCUGCCAGUCCACUGUUGUAUAAACUUAUUGAGAAGACAAUGCAAAAUGUGAGACAUCCAGUUAAUGGGAAGUUUUUAUACCAGGACAGCAAUUGGGUCAACAAAGUGGAGAAAUUGUCUUACGAUAAUGCUGCUUUCCCUUUCCUUGCAUAUUCUGGAAUUCCAGCAGUUUCUUUCUGUUUUUGUGAGGACAAUGAUUACCCUUAUUUGAAUACUAAAUUGGAUACCUUAGAGAUGUUGACUCAGAGUGUUCCUCAGCUGACCGCCUUGAUGCAUGUUGCAGCAGAAGUGGCUGGUCAGUUCAUGAUUAAACUCACCCAUGAUAUUGAAUUGGACCUGGAUUAUGAGAUGUAUAACAACAGACUACUUUCAUACAUGAAGGAUCUGAACCAAUUCCAAGCAGACAUAAAGGAGAUGGGCCUGAGUCUACAGUGGUUGUAUUCAGCUCGUGGAGACUUUUACCGUGCUACUUCCAGACUAACAGCAGAUUUCCAUAAUGCUGAGAAAACAAACCGAUUUGUCAUGAGGGAAAUCAAUAAUCGAAUCAUGAAAGUGGAGUACCACUUCCUGUCACCGUAUGUAUCUCCAAAAGAUACCCCCUUCCGACACAUCUUCUGGGGUUCUGGCUCUCACACUCUCUCAGCUUUACUGGAGCACUUGAAGUUGCGUCAGAAAAAUAACGGUGCUUUUAAUGAAACGCUGUUCAAAAACCAGUUGGCUCUAGCUACAUGGACUAUUCAAGGAGCUGCAAAUGCCCUGGCUGGUGACAUUUGGGAUAUUGACAAUGCAUUUUAAAGGUGAUCCCAAUAGCUUAAGUAUGAAUAGGAUAGUCUAUUUCGAGACUUGUUUUGGUUGUACUAAAUUUUCUGUAGAGCUACAAAACCUGUUAAAAUUCUAUCCAGUCAUCUUGACUACUACUAGAUGUCUUUAGGCAGCAGCUUUUAAUACAGGGUAGGUACCUGCACUUCUAAGUUAAAGUGAAUAACCACUAUGUUCAUGACAGAAUAUCUUCUCAGAUUAUCUCUAGAAUCUUACGUGCUUUGUAAUUCUAUCUGCCUCUUUGCGUCAUACUUACAAAAAUGUUAGAACCGGUUACAUGUACUAUUGCUCUAAUUUCUAAGGACAUGAGCUGGUAUCUUUAGGUGGGAAGAAGAACAUAGUAUCUCUUGAACAUUGAAAGUGGUAUAUUAGUGUGGUCCUCCAUCUUCAAUUAAUGCUAAAGGAGAUGUCAGGUUGUAAGACCUUAUUCUCCAAAUGAAAUAUAUGCCCUUUCAUAAGAAUUUAGCUGGUUUCCACAUCCCUGAAUGAAACAGUUACCUUACAGAAGAGAGAGGACCUGUUUUCUUGCCAUUGAGGUCCUUUCCACUGGUUGAAAUGAGGUUCCACAUGCAGGAAUAAGGCCUCAAUGUGCUAACCUCCAUGUUAUUUAUGAAAAGAGGAGACCAGAAGCCAAAGACUUAGUGUAUUUUCUCUCCCAGUGACCUCUGCACCAUAGCCUUUAUUUAGCUCUUUUUUUUCCCCCAAGUAUUCUGAAAAAGAACCAGCUAUAGGCAUUUAAUUUCAGGCUCAGUUUGUCAUACUUUAAAGAACACAAUGCCAAAUUUGGCCAAAGUGUUAAUCUUCUGGAAAAGCUUUCUAUCGUUUUGGCACUGAGAUAUUUAUUGUUUAUUUAUCAGUGACAGAGUUCACUAUAAAUGGUGUUUUUUUUUAAUAGAAGAUAAUUAUCGGAAGCAGUGCCUUCCAUAAUUAUGACAGUUAUACUGUCGUUUUUU
This is a messenger RNA of Dipodomys ordii (Ord's kangaroo rat), 3373 nucleotides long. It is a transcript of the gene Tfrc, whose product is annotated as transferrin receptor. The record is from RefSeq and is a predicted model, not a curated record. Gene Ontology annotation, biological process: transferrin transport; intracellular iron ion homeostasis. NCBI's taxonomy places the organism in Eukaryota, Metazoa, Chordata, Mammalia, Rodentia, Heteromyidae. Bases 90 to 2396 code for a protein of 768 amino acids. The transcript has 19 exons. Gene Ontology annotation, cellular component: external side of plasma membrane. Gene Ontology annotation, molecular function: transferrin receptor activity.